UCCAUCAGCUUCAGCACCACAAAACGUUCAUGAUGCAAUGAGUUAGAUAGCGGUGUGAGGCGCUUAAAGCUCGGACCUUAGAAUAAAAUGAUUGAUUUUCAUUUGAAGGCAUGAAUGAAUAUGAUUUUGGAUUGUUUAAGAUUCUAUUUGGAUCUUCCUGGAACUGGAUAAGUGCCACAAUUUUCAUGAUGGGAAAUAUUACGAGCUAACGCAUCGGGGAUGACAAAGAAAAUGGGAUACCAAGACUGGAGAUGGCAGGCGCUCUGGUGGCAUCAGCUCUUUAUCUUGUGGACUACAAUAGAAGCACAGACUCGCUACAGCAUACCGGAGGAACUAAAACAAGGCUCGGUGGUCGGAAAUCUCGCCAAAGAUUUGGGUUUGUCAUUAUCUGAGAUUUUUGACCGUAAGCUGCGGGUCGCCUCUGAGGCUGGCGAGCAGUACUUCAGCGUGGACGCGGGGAAGGGCGAGCUGGUGGUGAAUGACAGAAUAGACAGAGAGGCUUUAUGCGGACAAAGCGCCAGCUGUGUGUUGCCUUUACAAAUUGUUAUUGAAAACCCUUUACAUUUACACCGACUUGAUGUGGAAAUUAAAGAUAUUAAUGAUAAUUCUCCGAUGUUUCAAGCAAAAGAACUGUCUAUAAAAAUUGCAGAAUCAGCAGCGGUGGGAACUCGCUUCGCAUUGGAGAAUGCAGAGGAUCUGGAUGUUGGAAGCAAUUCAGUAAAAUCAUACAGUUUGUCAAGAAACGACUGUUUUGCGCUAAAAAUGAAGGAGGUAGAUGAUGGCAGGGCAGUCCCCGAACUAGUGUUGGAAAAAUCUCUUGAUCGAGAGAAGAAAGCUGUUCAUGAACUAAAACUGACUGCGUUUGACGGAGGGAGUCCGGCCCUGUCCGGUACAUCGCUAAUCAAAAUAACUGUGCUUGAUGUAAACGACAAUUUCCCAGUAUUCGAAAAAAACAAUUAUAAAAUUUCUUUACCGGAAAACACUGAAAGGGAUACCUCUGUGAUUAAAAUUACUGCUACUGACGCUGAUGAGGGACCGAACGGAGAAAUAGAGUUCUUUUUUGGUCCGAGGACCCCAGAGUCCGUGUUAUCUAUUUUUGAAAUAAAAUCAUUAACUGGUGAAAUUUAUUUAACUGGAAAUUUGGAUUAUGAAAAGUCCACGUCCUACAAAAUAGAAAUAUCUGCAAAAGACAAAGGAGUUCCUGAAAUGGAGAGCCACUGUCGACUACAGGUUGAAGUUUUAGACAUUAAUGACAAUAUACCAGAAAUUGUUCUCACCUCUGAACCUCAGCCUGUGCGGGAAGACGCACCAAGCGGCACUGUCGUUGCUUUGCUUAAUGCACGUGACGCUGACUCCGGUAAUAAUAGCAAAGUUACACUGCAGUCAAAUAAAGGCUUUCCAUUUGCCCUUAAACCUUCGUUUUCUAAUAAUUAUGCCCUGGUUACAAGCGGCCCUUUGGAUAGAGAAAAAUUCUCGGAAUAUAAUAUCGAGAUAACAGCCAGUGAUUCGGGUUCUCCUCCACUUUCUAGUAAAAAAGUUAUACCAGUAACGAUCACUGAUGUAAAUGACAAUCCUCCGAUUUUCAGUCAGGCCUCCUAUAAUGUGUAUUUAAAAGAGAAUGGAUUACCGGGAUCUAUACUUCACUCAGUAUCAGCAUCUGAUUUGGAUUCUGGUGAAAACGCAAAGAUCUCUUACUCCAUACUGGACUCUAAAGUGCAGGACGUCUCUGUCUCGUCUUAUGUUUACAUUAACUCAGAUAACGGGAGCAUCUACAGCAUGCACUCGUUUGACUAUGAGAAGCUGAAAGUGUUUCAGAUUCAGGUCCAAGCAAAGGAUCAGGGCUCUCCGUCUCUCAGCAGCAACGCCACUGUCCAUGUUUUCAUCCUGGACCAGAACGAUAAUACCCCCGCUGUUAUUUACCCCUCCUCCGCUGCCCUGGGCUCCCUCUCUCACCAGAGGAUGCCCCGCUCCGCUAAAGCGGGUCACCUGGUUACCAAGGUAACGGCCGUGGACGCUGACUCGGGCCAUAACGCCUGGGUCUCGUAUAGACUGGCGGAGGCCACAGACGCCUCUCUGUUCACCGUCAAUCAGUACACAGGAGAGGUGAGGACUAAACGCGCUGUGUACGAGCAGGACGACUCCUCUCAGAGGCUGCUGAUAGAGAUCAAGGACGACGGGCAACCGGUUCAGUCCGCCACCGCCACGGUGUCCAUCCUGCUGGAGGACGGUCUCCAUGAACCCAUUUUAGACCUCCGACACAAAAUGUCCGAGCCCAGCAAGAAAACCGGCAGAAUCACUCUUUAUUUGAUUCUGUCUCUGGCCUCAGUGUCCGUGCUGUCUCUGGUGACUUUUCUCAUCCUGGCGGUGAAAUGCAUCAGGGGCAGCAGAAGCAGCGGGAGCUGCUGCAUGAGAAGGAGCGACUGUGAUGAUUACAAGAACCCCAACAGAAACCUGCAGAUUCAGCUCAACACUGAUGGACCUAUAAAAUACGUGGAGGUCCUGGGAGGAGACAUGAUGUCUCAGAGUCAGUCGUUCAGGUCCUGCAUGUCUCCCAUGUCAGAGUGCAGUGAUUUCACAUUGAUCAAACCCAGCAGCACCACAGACUUUAAAGAAGUUAUCAGUGUUCUGGACGCGUCUUUACCCGACAGCACUUGGACCUUUGAGAGUCAGCAGGUGAGCUAAUAGAGCAGCGAUCUU
Messenger RNA from Poeciliopsis prolifica (blackstripe livebearer), 2697 nucleotides. RefSeq names its product protocadherin gamma-C5-like. NCBI's taxonomy places the organism in Eukaryota, Metazoa, Chordata, Actinopteri, Cyprinodontiformes, Poeciliidae. Gene Ontology annotation, molecular function: calcium ion binding. The transcript has a single exon. Gene Ontology annotation, biological process: homophilic cell-cell adhesion. Gene Ontology annotation, cellular component: plasma membrane. The coding region runs from base 220 to 2682 and encodes 820 amino acids. The record is from RefSeq and is a predicted model, not a curated record.